GAGCUUCACCGUUGCGGAACUUUGAAGUGAGGUAGAUGUUCCGAGAAAAGGUAGCAUUUGGGAUAUCGUUUUUAAAACUGUCUGUGAUCUGCGAUCAGUUGUUGUAAAAUAAAAAUAAACGAUAAAGUAAUAUUGUUCAAGAACAAGUCUGUUGACAACAUGGAGGACGACGCGCCAGUCAUUUAUGGCCUUGAGUUUCAGGCCCGAGCUUUGACUGCUCAGACAGCUGAAACCGAUACCAUACGGUUUUUAGUGGGAACUCAGUCGCUCAAAUUUGAUAAUCAGAUCCACAUCAUUGACUUUGAUGAUGAGAACAAUAUCAUUAAUAAGAAUGUGCUCCUGCAUCACGCUGGUGAGAUAUGGCACAUCAGCUCCAGCCCCGCUGACAAAGGAGUGCUGACCACGUGCUACAACAAAACCUCAGAGAGCCGUGUGCUAACUUGUGCUUCGGUGUGGAGGAUGCCCGCGGAAUGGGAAUCAGGCAGCCACGAAUCCCCCGACGAUUCAUCAAACAACCCCCAGACCCUGGAGCUCCUCUGUCACCUUGACAACACAGCCCACGGCAACGUGGCCUGUGUGCUAUGGGAGCCCAUGGGCGACGGCAAGCGCGUCAUUUCCCUGGCCGAUAGCCACGCCGUGCUCUGGGACCUCCAGGAGAGCUCCAGCAAGGCAAUGAUGUCCAGCAGCGCCACCCUGGAAGGCAAAGGGCAGCUGAAGUUCACCUCGGGCAAGUGGAGCCCGCACCACAACUGCACCCAGCUGGCCACAGCCAAUGACACGGCCAUCCGUGGCUGGGACCUCCGCAGCAUGAGUCAAAUCUACUGCAUCGAGAAUGCCCAUGGGCAGUUGGUGCGAGACUUGGACUUCAACCCCAACAAGCAGUACUACCUGGCCAGCUGCGGGGAUGACUGUAAGGUCAAGUUCUGGGAUGUGAGGCAUAUCAACGAACCUGUCAAAACACUGGAAGAGCAUUCUCACUGGGUGUGGAGCGUGAGGUACAACCACUCACAUGACCAGCUGCUGCUCACCGCCAGCAGUGACAGCAGGGUGAUCCUGUCCAACAUGGUGUCCAUCUCCUCCGAGCCCUUUGGCCACCUGGUGGAUGACGAUGACCUCAGCGACGGCGAGGAGGCGCGGCACGAGGAGAAGAGCAGGGAACCGCUCCAGGACAGCGUGGUGGCCACGUACGAGGAGCACGAGGACAGCGUGUACGCGGCGGAGUGGUCAUCGGCCGACCCCUGGCUCUUCGCCUCGCUCAGCUACGACGGAAGGCUGGUCAUCAACCGUGUGCCCCGCGCACUCAAAUACCGCAUCCUGCUGUAGAGCAAACUGGAACAGCGGCGGUGGACGAGAGGUGUUUGCCGACCUGCCCGACGCAAGAGACGAGAGCGAGACGAAGGCGAGACACUGAGAGCUAUGAGCACAUAUGGUAUAGACACAAGAGAGACAAGAUCCUGGAAGGAAAAGGAGUUAGGCUGUAAAAGCGAGAAUGGGAAGACAUUAGCAUAAAACACGCCCGCUAUUAACACCACCAAUUAAAGGUAGCCCCAGAGAGCGGCCGGGUGACUGGGGGUCUGUUUGAAGCGGAGAGGCCCGGCGGGCAUGGAGCCGGCGUUUGCCUUUGAAAAGGCUCCUCGCGUGCACAGCCAGUGCCGGCCCCGGGCGCCAGGCCUGGCUCGCCUCACGCCACCCUGCCUCAGGCAGUCGCUCGGCUGGCCCCUGUCCCACUGCCGGUUACAAAGCGCAGGCAUGGAGGAAGGCAUACAGGGGCAAGCAGCCCAGCAAGCUCUGUCCUCUUCCUCCAGUCUCCUGCUCUUACUCCAAGAUGACUCUUUCUCCUAGUUGCCACACCCUCCCCUACUAACAGCCCCAGCUGUCCAGAAAGAGGAACUGAAGACCACCUGAACUUUUAACACGAGUUAACACAAGGAGCUCGCAAUGUGUUGGCAGAUGCUGAGUGGAGGUGUGUGUAUUCUGUAUGUUCUGUUUGACACUAAAUAUUUUCUAUUUAAAUGUUUGAGCUCAUUUAUUGAAAGGCAUGUAUGUUCUUGGAGCCUUGCGAAAGGAAUUCUCUUUAUUGCAGGAUGAACAAUUAUAGGACUAUGUCUCAUCUUGCAUUUGUAAGUAACACUAUCCAAUUACCCCUGUACAUUCCAAAUAAAAUGGUUUGUCUGCCUUGUGCAUGUAUCCUUCCAUGCCGUUCAUCACACUCUUUCAUCCUCUUCCUCACUCAAUUCCCAAAUAAAUGGGUGUUUUGAGUUGAUGUUCCACA
Electrophorus electricus (electric eel) is the source of this 2272-nucleotide messenger RNA. It is a transcript of the gene eipr1, whose product is annotated as EARP complex and GARP complex interacting protein 1. NCBI's taxonomy places the organism in Eukaryota, Metazoa, Chordata, Actinopteri, Gymnotiformes, Gymnotidae. Gene Ontology annotation, biological process: protein ubiquitination. The record is from RefSeq and is a predicted model, not a curated record. Gene Ontology annotation, molecular function: protein binding.